Molecule: messenger RNA, 789 nt
Organism: Aspergillus puulaauensis
Lineage: Eukaryota; Fungi; Ascomycota; Eurotiomycetes; Eurotiales; Aspergillaceae
Exons: 1
Coding region: 1-789 (262 amino acids)
Source: RefSeq, a predicted model, not a curated record
AUGGAGCUUCCUCCAGAAAUUCGCAACCAGAUAUACAACUACCUCUUCCCCCCCCAGCGGGUCGAAAUCCGUCGAUCCAAAGACAUCACCAAAACACAACACCACUACCACCUCUACCACAAGCAACUCGCACCUCGAGAUCCAUUAACUCAGAUACAAACAUGCCUGCCAUUUAAACCCAGGCUUCAAACACAGCUUUGCCUCCCCUUUACCUCAAAGAAACUCCACCAAGAAACGUUAUGCCUCCUAUACGCUUGCACACAAUUCGUCUUCACAUCGCCGAAGUGCAUUUCACUAUUCCUAAAGAAAACCCCCAAACAGGCCCAGGCAGCGAUUCAACACAUCGAGAUCCAUCACACCAUGUACAACGAACCCAGCCUGACUACAUUCCGGGAGUUAAAGCUCCGCAGUGACAAGAGCUGGUAUAUGCUUUGCGAGAAGAUCUCGGUGAGCUUCACAGCGUUGAGAGUUCUCCAUGUGGACAUGACGAUUUUCGAUGCACCGAUUGAGUUGGAGGUCGGGGAGUCGUGGUCUUUGCCUAUUCUUGCCUUUGGAAGAGCUAAAGCACGAGCUGGAAGGGGGAUGGGGAAGGUGGGAGCCCUGCGGUUUGCAAAAGUGAACUUGACUAGCUAUCACUUUGAUUAUGAGAAAGUGCACAAGGUGGAAAGGCAGCUUGAGAAGGAGCUUAUGGGCCCCAUUGCGUUUCAGGUGCGUGAGGAUGAGGAAUUUGCGAGAGCAUUAGUUGAGGAAUUGAAGGCGAGGAAGGUGUUGAGGCUCGUGUUCAGUUAG